UAUACUUUAGGGCUCCUCAUCAAGUGGGAAGAAGGAGCCAGGGUUUGAGUGCCCGGAGACGCUCGAGCUUCUUGGCGUAGAUCUCUCUCUUUGUCGUCUCCAGGGAAAGGCUCGGCCGUCUUGUUCCAGAUCUUGGUGAGGAGUGAGCCGAGAUUUACCGUUUCCUUCCUGCACAGGGAUUAUUCUGUGAUUUCACGCUUGACUUCUGGUGGCCUUGCCAGAUUUGCUUGUUUUGUUCCUUGACGGGAAAAAUGGCGGUCCAGAGGUGUGGGGACGACGCACCACAGCUUCUAUGGUACGCUACAACGCUAGGCCAUAAGAAGUUUUGGUGCUUAGAGCAAGAGGACGACAUUGCAAUGGUCGCGGAGGUGUUCUAGUGCUUCAGAGUUUUUCGAGGCAUUUGGAGCGGCUGUUCUUCGCAAAAGAUCUUGAGCGGAAUGGGUCUGUGUGUGAGUAAGUCGAGUGCUCGCUCAACCCCUGGCUCCGAAAAGUCCGAAAAGUGUCGCUGGGACAAACACGGUAAUGUGUUCUUCCCAGUGAGGCGGGCGUCUUACACGGAAGACGAAGAUGGAACUCGAAAACACCAAGCUAGAGCAUUCAUGAAUCCGGUUUACACCGAGUGUGAGAGCCCGGGGCAGACGAAGAGAGGCUUUUCAAGUAUUUCUAAGCUUCUCAGAGGUUCCAAGGUCCCCCCGCUGCAGCUUAGGCGACACCCUUUGUCUCCAUCGAGAACAAGGUGCCGGGAUUUGCUAGGAGCGAAGGCCAUCACUAGUGGCAUCCACGAUUUACCAGGGGGAGAACAGCCUAAACGAACUUUGCUGAAGUUCAUGGAAGCCGAUAAGAGCGGGGUUCUCUCGCUGAGCAGAUCUUCCAGUGCUAAAGAAGGUAGCCUUACAAGGUCUUCUAGCGCGAAAGAGGCGGCACUCUCUCGGUGCUCUAGUCAAAAGGAAGGCAAGCGAGAUUUGGCGGGGGACUCCGUAAGGCCGAGUCCGGAUCACUUGGCUACCAUCGCUUGUUUGAAGGCUGCCAACUUCAAGUUUAACGACGGUCACGCUGCAGACAGAAAGGACGACGAAGAGACUCAGCAAGCAACCGAGAUCUCUGGUGAGAAGGUUGAAGCCGCUGUCACGAAAUCUUUGGCCGAAGCUGCUCCACUGACCAGAGGACUUGGAUUACCGUGCUACCAGACUCUGGUCUUUCGCGCAGUCUCUCCAGAUAAGUCAAGGGGACGGUGUACAUCGUCGCAUUCAUCUUUAAGCAGCGAGGAACUAGCCGCUGUUACGAAUCGUCAGCGCCGACGGUCCCCCAGCAGGAAGUCUCCGGGGCGAAGAUCGCCUCGGAAAGGUUCUCCUAACAAAAGGACCGGGAGCGGUAACUUUGUCUUGAAUGCUUCGGCAGCACGGUUUCAAAAAUCCCUGCCGGGUGCAAGGACUGAGACUGCAAAGCCUCCUCAAGUGCCGAAAGACGUUACGGCCAAAGCUCAAGGAAGGUCAGCUCUGCGGGAACUACCGUUAAACAGUUUGAAGCCUCAACACUGUCGCAGGCAUUCCUCACCAGUCAAGACUUUUACAUCUGGUAACUUUCACCAUCCAACAGCGCCAGCCAUGAAGCUUGUUCCUGCGUCGACGAACAGCGUCUUAAAAUCGGAAAAGUUUUCGGUUUUCAGUGAUGCGAUCCAUCUCGACAUUCAGUCGAGCUCUUCAGUCACGACCGAAGAGUCAGCCGGAGUAAAUCCAUCCUGCCUCAGCAAAGAACCUCGUUCGGGAUCAAAACGGCUUAGAUCACCAAAGAGGUUUACAGCUGCGCAGGAGAACCUCAACUUCCGGCUGUCGGUCCCAGGAGCUUUAGAAGACAAGUUCCUUGGGGCGACGGACGACCACACCAAAGAUAAGCACGUAGAUAUUGCAAGCACCGAUACGAACGUGGAGGACAAGCAGGUUCUGCAUGAGCAGGAGGGACAGGACGCUGGAAGUUGCUCGCCUGAUCCAGAACUCUUGGAGCUGCUUGAAAGGACUCCGAAGAAACUUAAAAAGAUGGCGUUGAAGCUAGCUCUGAUGAUUGAGCUGGAUCAGUCCAGCGGUGAGGAGGAGGACGAAGUUAAGCAGGAUGUAGAUCUCGAGCUCAAGUUGGGAAUGGCGGCCGACAAGAGCAAGAGGUCAAACAGGGAUGGUAUCAAGCUGGAUCUGAGCGUGGCACUUGACUCCCCUACGAGAACAGGCUCCACUUCCGUCCCGGCCACUCCACGACAGUCAAUAAGCUCAACAUGCAAUGGUCUGUCCGUCGAAGCGAGGAUAGGUUCGUCCAAGCACUCGGAGUUCUCCUUUCACAUAAUGAAGAACCCGGAUGAGCUAUUUGGUAAGGUUCCUCGGUUUCACAUUUCAAGGACACAGCAGAGAGAAGAAUCAACGUCAUCAUUCCAUCUGGACACAUCUUCGAAUAAGGUUGCUGUGGAUUUGACAGCUUCACAAGAACAAAACUGUGACCGGUGCACGCAUUCUUCGAAUGAGGACAGGGGAAGUUCCAAAAACGCUGCAGCUCCGGUUCAGAGGUGUUCAUCGUUUGGCUUUGAGAAUGACGAUCACGAAAAAGCAGCAGCGGAGAGCGUCAUUAUUGAAGAGGACAAAGAGAGGACUCCUGGCAAAAGACGCGACUUCAAGGACCUGGACCUCAACAGAGAUGCCUGGCUGGAGGAUGAUCAUCCAUCGCCUGGCUUCGAGUUUCAAGUUAAGUCUGCUGGACUCAAGUCCCUGCCAGCCACACCCGUUAUGCCUACAGCUCCAAAGGUGACAGAGACAGACGCCUUGUCCCUCUCAGCUGACGAGAUUGCCGAGAUCUGGGGCGCCUUCGAGGCUGGCCAGGAGGAGAUUUCCACUUAAGAAAAAGAACUCAGCGGUCAUCGUGGCUCCUGUACUCCCCCUAGCGCAAAACAAGAAUCUAGCAAUCGCUUCCAGAGCACUGCUUUUGUGUGGAACCGACCACCAGCUUUCUUUUUAAUUUCCCGCAAGUCGUAGCUAUCAAAUGUGUUCUUUCGGUGAAGUGAUGGCUCGCUGUUUAGAGGAAGGCCUUGAUGGUUCGCCCACUCCUAAAGUCCUCACACAAGGAAGGAAAAAAGAAAGAUCAAAGCCCGUGAUCUCAAUGUGGGGGCCCUCUUCCCUCACACUCUUUUGUUCCCGUGUCAAAAAUUCAUGGUUCGCGUUUCUUUU
Molecule: messenger RNA, 3203 nt
Organism: Selaginella moellendorffii
Lineage: Eukaryota; Viridiplantae; Streptophyta; Lycopodiopsida; Selaginellales; Selaginellaceae
Exons: 5
Coding region: 438-2876 (812 amino acids)
Source: RefSeq, a predicted model, not a curated record